CGCAACUAGUUUUGUUCCUUUACGAACAGUUUAUAUAUUUAUUAGCAAUUAAAUCGAUGCUGAUACAGUAGACGAUAGACUGAACUUGAAUUUUGUUGGUUGAUGGCCGCCGAUAUUACAUCAGGUAAUACGAUAUAAAUCCGUUCAAACGUGCUGCGAAUUCGUUUAGACCAAAUAGUGUAUACAAAUUAUCUUUGAAAAACUACUCAGAUAUAUAUAAAAUUAUAUCUAAUUUAAUGCAAUCAAGAUAACUAUUAAGGUACGUACCCAUUUUCCUUUUAUAUAUAUAUAUAUAUGUAUCUAUUAAACCAAGUUUAAAAUUUUGUAUUAGCUUUUUAUACAAAUCUAUAAUUAUUUUCCCAUCUUGUUGAAACUUGACAUUCAGUUCAACCUUAAAAUAAAUCACUUUUUGAUUUGAUUUAUCCGAAAAUUCUUCAACCAUCUGGUCCGCGAGAUUUUUUAUCUCGAAUACAGUGUCGGCCCGGCACACCAAAAUCUCCGGGGGUAAGGGUUCAUUUUUAAACCGGUGCAGUAUUGGGUCCAGAAUAGUGUUGGGUACUAUCGAAUAGUACUAUUCGAAUUGUACGAUAGUCCAACAUAUUCGAAAGUAUUUAAACUAUUCGAGAGUAUCGAAUAUUUCGAAUUAUUUGAUAGUUUUGAACAUAAUGAAUUAUUAAAUAGUUACGAAUUAAUUCGUUAAUUCAUAAUAUGUUAUGAUACUUAUAUAACCUUGUGAAAUCAAUAUCCGGUGAGCCAAACAAAAAAAACCAGUUUUUUUGACUCGUAUGUUUAUUGCAAAAAUAUUCAAUUACUAAUAAUUACUUAAUAACUUUAGACAUUUUCAAUGGUGUCCCUGUGGUCUUUUUUGCCAUAUCCUGCAUUCCACCAAAAGCAGUUACGGUGUUGCGUGUAUUACGUAGUAAAUUACUAAUAAACAUAAUAGGUAUCACAUUUCUCAGAAAUUGGUAGAGUAUUUGAAUAGUUUUUAGUCGGCGUAUUCAAAUAAUUUUAUUAUGUUUACACAAUGUUUUCUACCAGAAAUAUUACUCCAAUCGAAAAAUGAUAUGAAAUCGACGUUUUUCCUUUGAAUACAUAGCCACUGACAGAUGAAGUCGUUUUUCGACAUGCAAGGUAAUUUUUUUAAUAAUUGAAAAAAACAAAAAAGACGAAAUAUACGAUUUAAUGUUUUUAAAUUUGAAUGGCUUAUGUUUUCUACCAAAAAUAUUGCUUCAAUAGAAAAACAUCGAGAUAUCUUUUUCGUUAAAUUUUUAACAUUGUUGGCGACUAAGAAAUCUAUUUUUGAUUUUCUUUGUAGUCUUUUUAAUAAUCAAGUAAAACCGAAAAAACACGAAGAACAAGAAAAUUUACGAAAACAAUUCUUUUUUUUUUAAAUUUUGUGUUUAUUGCAUUAUUAACACGCCGCUGUACCGUUACACAAAUAAUACUUCACUACUCUCCUCCAACCUAAACUUAAAAGUGGAAUAUCUCGUCAACGACUUGACAGAAAUCAAAAAUUUCAACACUCAAAUAAAUUUGAGUGUUGAAAUGAGUAUUAAGUGAAUUCAGUAUUGAAAAUCGAAAGUAGGUAGUGAUUUUAAAAUAAUGGUUACAAAAAAAAAAAAACAUAAAUAUACAAUUGUAGGGUAGUUUGUUUCUUAAAUGUACUAGAAAACAAAUUCCGGAAAAGUUAAUACUUCCCUAGAUAAUGAGUGUACCCACUUAAAUGAAUCACCUGGUAUAGGUAAAUGAGAACAUUUACCUGAAAUUAUUAAAUUCCUUAGAUUACUGCGGUGGUUAUCAAUUUUUAUAUUUUAAAACACAUCAUAUGAUUUUUUUCGAUUUAUUGAUUUCUUCCGUAACACGGAUGAAAUCCACUUAAAUGGAUCGCCCGGUUAAGUACCUACUUUUAUUUGGUAGGCAUCUGUUAGUUAAAUUAUGUAUCAUAUGAGGAAUUCUUAAAAAUUCUACACAUUGUACAUUAUAAGUUAAAGACUGGAAAUCAAUAAUGAGCUAAAUGCCAAAAAGUUGAUUUUGAGUUAUUCAAUCUUUUUUUGUUUUACUAGUAGCCAUGAAAUAUAUAGCUCUCGCUUCAUAUUGUUGGGCCUUUUAUACUACUAUUAUUGUAUUCGUGACAUAUAACGCAUUUAUGAGUUGUUAGCGAUGGCACAUAGCUCAAUUUUUCUAAUCUAACUCAAUAUUUUUUUUUUGGCAUUCAGCCCAUUAUUGAUUCCAGUUUUCAGUUUUACUUAGUGGUCUAAAACAGUAAAAAACAAAUUUGAGUUUAUUGCAUUUUUUUUCUUUUUCCAAUUAGCGUUUUAAGAUUAUAUUUUAUCAAAAAUCGUAAAAAUUAUAAUAAUUAUUUAUUUUUUUAAUUACUGGUUUUUUCAGAUUUUGCCUUAAAAGAUAAAAGAUGUUGUGGAAGCUGUACUUAAUCUUACAGUUGGGUACAAUUUAUACUAAUCAGCAAUCCACGGAUUAUCCACCACUUUUCGAGGGUUUGUUGAAUAUUCUUAACGAAGGUGUAGAGUUUAUGAAUCGUCAAACAACGGAAGAACGGGUCUCGUUACGCGAAUAUGAUUUCAUUGUAGUAGGCGCCGGUUCUGCUGGAUCAGUAGUAGCCAAUCGACUGUCAGAAGUAAAUACAAAAUGUUUUGUAAUAAUAUCGAUAUCAAACUAAGUUGAGAUUGCAUCUCAACUAUUUAGGGUCACAGCUAUCCUUGUCAUAAACUUCCACUUGACCCGAACCCCCACACAUCGUCUUUGCAUACAACCGCCAUCCUCAUAUCAUUCUCAAUCUCAUCCACUCAACUCUUUUUUGAUCUUUCUUUCCCCUUCUUUCCUUCCUACUUUUGAGCCACUUUUGAGUUUUUGAGGAAUUUUAAUUUUUGAGAGUUUUUUUGCUGUUAUCCGGUUAUAAAUACACCUAGAGACUUGAAACUUGGUAAUAAUACUUACAUUUGAUUUACCUAGACGUAGUAAAAUUUCCAAAAUCAUCGGACGACUUUUUUUUUUGAAAUCAAAUUUAAACAAAAAUCGCAUAAGGCACUUCAAAUUAUGUAUUACCGAAUUGCGAAUUACCAAAUCAACUUUCGUCAUGCAACUUUUAUUGUUGCUUACAGAUAUAAAUAAAAUAACCUUAUGUAUCCUACCUUUCCAACUUCUCACCUACAACAGUGGCCGUUCCCAUCCUCAGUAUCAGUUCUUUUUUUUUUAUUUUACUGUAUGACAAUAUUUAGACAUUUUGAUUAGUCCCCCACGAAAUAAAAUUCUGGAUACGCUCCUGAAUCUAAUUGACCAUCUUCUAGUAUAUCUGCCUCGUUUAGGAUAUGAGAUAUACUUUUUAAGAAUAGCAAAAAUCCAACGAAUCCAGUUUUUUGUGAAGACUAAACUAUAUGGAUUUAUUUAUUUUGUUUAACCGUUUUAUGCUUCAGAUUUUGUAAGUAAGAUACCGACAACUGUAUAAAGUUGAAUAUUUAUAUUGUUGGCAAGUUUUAAUGGCUUUUUAUAUUAUGCAUUACUUGGGUAAUUUUGGGUAUUUAGGGAAUUUAAAAUGUUAUUAAUAUACGGAGGGAUAAGUCGAAUCACAAUUUUAGAUUCUGAGUGGAGCUUUCACUUAUGGUUUUAUAAAGAUGUUUUUAUGUUUUUAUUUCUGUAGACAACUUUUCUACCAACAACUUUGCUUCAAUUUAUAUUGAUAAUAAUGUUUCUAAAAAUAAAUCCGACUGGGGAAUUACUGUAAAGAGGUUAUUUUUCGAUUUUCUCAGGAGUUUUCUCAGCAAAUAUAAAAAACCGGGAAAAACAUAGGAAAACUGAGAAAAACGCAGGAAAACCGGGAAAAUUGGUAUUACAUUAAACAAACAUUAUUAAAGAAAAAAUAUAAAGCCUAUUUAAUUAUUCUACCAUAAUAUGACAUAGUAGAUUGUUGAUAAAACAACAUUAUCAACUGAACUUGGCUCUGUAUCUAUUUUUCGUUAGCAAUGGUUAAUCGUUACUUACAGAUAUACAUUAAAUUACCUAUAUACAAUAGUGUCUGCGCUACUCUCCAAUAUCCUAGGAUAUAUUUUUAAAAUCUGUAAGUUUUAGAUUCUUUUUACAAUAUGUCAUUGUAUCAGCUGAAUGGCUGAAUGUCUGUGCGGCUAUAAGCUCAGUGCCUUAUCUAAAUAUUUUGGACUAUGAAACAAACAAUUAUUUAAAGGGCCUCUCCACAAAAUCCAUUUAUGAACAGGGUUUUUAAAAUUGGAAACCUCACUAAUUCUAUAAUAAUAGCUUUAAAUACAACUGAAAAUACUUUCAGUAUUGGUGCCUGUGAAAUCUUGUACUUCCUUUUAAAACUCGGUCUUUAAAUCCAAGCACACAACAUGUAUUAUAGAAUAACAAUUACUAAAACAGUAAAAACACUAGAAGUAUCUUAAAGAUUAUAAGUUUCUAAUAAUAUUUUACAUAUUUUGGUAGUUUGAUAAGAAUAAUUUUCUGCUAUCGUGAUUUUAUUAAUAUCGGAAAAACUUUAUCAUCGAUUUAUUCAAGAAUACCCACAAAUGUAAGGUCGUCUCUUUUGCAAAACGUUGGUUUAAGUUAUCUCUCUCAAAACAACCACAACCAUUCAAUUAUGUCUAUGUAUAAGAAGGCUAAUUACAUACAAUUUGUAUUUAAGGUGCCUACAUGGAACGUGUUGCUGAUCGAAGCCGGCAAUGAAGAACAUUUUGUAAUGGACAUCCCGUUAUUAGCCAACGUAAUGCAGUUCACAGAAGCUAAUUGGAAGUAUAAAACAAUGCCCUCGGAUAAGUAUUGCUUAGGUAAUUCCAAAAGUAGUUAUUAUAAACCACAUAACAUUCAAAAUAUGUUUAGGUUUUAGUGUUAAUCUAACCUAACCUAACCUAUAUACAGCCAAUACAAUUUUUAAACAAACCACUGAAACUUAUGUUAAGCAUUGUUAACAAAUUUCAUGAGCCACCGAAUAAUACAUCAAUUUAUAAUUGUUCAUUGACGAGUGGGAAACAAACACGGCAGUAUUUUAAUCUGUAAGCAAGGUGAUUUUUGUUUUUCUGUGUAAUUUCCUUAAUAAUUAGAAAACUAGAAAAAAACGAAGAAAAAUCGACAAUGUUUACGGAAAAAAUGAUUUUAUUAAUUUCAAUUUUUUUUUAUAUUAUUGAGCUAUUUAUAGGUAUUAAAUAUUUUCAAACAAAAAUGUAUGUAUAAUCAUAGAAUAAUAAUUUUUAUUUUAUAAGCAUAUUUUGAGAUCAAAUAUUGACGAUAAUUUUAAUUAUUAAAGGGCUCCCUGCAACAACAAAAUGUGUCCAUUUUUUAAAAUUGUUCAAGGGAAAUAAAAUUGAAAAAAAAAUUAUUUCACUAACAAUAUUAUAUACAUACAGCUACUAUUUAUUUGUUAAACAUAAUAAUUUUAAAUAACUAUACCAAUCUCAGAAUAUAUUUUAAAUUAAUGUAGAUACUUAGCUGAUGUUUUGCUGAAAAUGUAAGAAUAACUUUGACCCGGGUAAUUUUGAUUUUGAAUAUAUAGCUAAAAUAUAAGUGUAAAAUAAUGAAACCAAACUAAAGAUUAUAAAGUAUAUCCACCCCAAAAAUUAAUUUAGUUACAUUAUUCACAAUGUUUGUAUUAAUAUCAUAGUAUUGAUGGUUUUUAGGGUUUUACGUUUCAUUACAAAAUACAAUAAAUUAUUUUUCUGGAAAAUUGCACAAACCUCCCCAAUUUUUUUUCUGGUAAAAAUAUAAUUACCUAGUAAAUUAAAUAAUAAAAUAUUUAGAGUACCUAGACCGCAAUAACAGCCAGUAAGUGAGAGAUUAUCAAACUACCGGGCUAGAAAUAUUAUUUACACAGGGUAACCACUUCGGAGCAAAAUCAAGAUAAGUUCAGACAAAUUUGGGUUUUUCUCAUGUAAACCUUACUUCAAAAAAAUUGAUUUAGCCUAUAUCUCCGUUGAUAACAAUCGAACUUAUCUUGCUCUUGUACAUAAUUUUAAGGAAAAGACAACUAUAUUCGAAAAAUUGGAUUUAUCUUGUUGAUGUAUGGAACCCUUUAAUUAUGGCAUUUCAAAACAUAAAUAACCAAACUUCGCCAAAAAUCGUAAUUUGUCAGAAAUUUUUUUAUCGCUUUGUACAAAUAUUAAAACCUUUAGUUGUACAACUACAUGUUUUUAAAUUUAAAAUUCUAGGUAUGAACAACAGACAAUGUAAGUUUCCAAGAGGUAAAGUAAUGGGCGGAUCAAGUGUUUUAAACUACAUGAUAUACACCAGAGGUCAUAGAAAAGAUUAUGAUGAUUGGGCAAACGCAGGAAACAUUGGUAAACAUAUAACAAUAAAAUAAUAGAUUAUUUUUCAUUUGCUUGAAACAAUUAUUAUAGGUUGGGGCUACGAUGAUGUGCUUAAAUAUUUUCUUAAGUCAGAAAACGCAAAUUUAACUUUUCAAGAUCCAGGAUUUCAUCAAAAAGGAGGUCUCCUAAGUGUAACAGAAGUUCCAUAUAAGACUUCAUUAAGUAAAGCAUUUGUCCAAGCAGGAUAUGAAAUAGGAUACCCACCGAGAGAUCUCAAUGGAAAAAGUCAAAUAGGAUUUGAUUUUUUACAAGUAACAAUGAAAAACGGAUUAAGAUAUAGUACAAAUGCAGCAUUCCUUCGCCCGAUACGAAACCGAAAAAAUCUGUUUAUUAGAAAACAGAGUCAAGUGACUAAAAUUUUGUUUGAUGAAACUGGCAGUACGGCAAUUGGAGUAGAAUAUUACACAGGAAAACAAAAACAUAGGAUUUUUGCACGAAAAGAAGUAAUAAUUUCAUGUGGAGCAAUUAAUUCUCCUCAGUUGCUUAUGUUAUCAGGGAUCGGACCGAAAGAUCACUUGAUAUCAAAGAAUAUUAAAGUUUUGCGUGACCUACCUGCAGUUGGUCGUAAUUUAAUGGAUCACGUUGCAAUGGGAAGUUUGGUAUAUACUAACAAUGAUACGAGUUCAAUAUUUAAUGACCGGGCAUUCACUUCCAAUAGUCUAUAUGAUUUUCUAAAACGCCAUCACACAGGAUUUUUAUCAAUACCUGGGAGCACGGAAGCAUUGGCACUUAUUGACGUGAAUCAAAUGGACAAUCUUAAUGCCCAACCUAAUCUUGAGCUGUUAUUUAUAAAUGGAGCGUUCAGUGGGGAUACAACAAUACAAUCAUCAUUUAACCUGAACGACGACGUAUAUAAUCGUGUUUACAAAAAAACCGAAGGAAAAAAUAUGUGCAUGAUUUUUCCAAUGAUAAUGAAACCAAAAAGCAAAGGUUGGAUAGAAUUAAAAGACAAUAACCCUUUCCGAUACCCAGCAAUUUAUCCAAAUUAUUUUUCUGACGAACGUGACUUAGAUAUUGUAGUAGCUGGAGCUAGAAUAAAUGAACGUUUGAUGAAAACGAAUGCUAUGAAAAGUAUAAACGCCACACUGUGGGAUAUUCCAAUACCCGGUUGUGAUAAUUUAAAAUUUAACUCAGACGAUUACUGGAAGUGUGUUGCCAGAUAUCUGUCUAUUACAAUAUACCACUUGUGCGGAACGUGUAAAAUGGGACCAAUAGGAGAUCCAACUGCUGUGGUUGAUCCGAGGUUAAGAGUUCAAGGAAUAAAUAGACUAAGGGUUAUUGACGCUUCGAUUAUGCCUGAUAUACCGGCAGCACAUCUUAAUGCACCGACAAUAAUGAUAGGUGAAAAAGGAUCAGACUUAAUUAAAGAAGACUGGGGUAUAAAUAUUUAAAAAAAAAAGAAAAAACAUUUGUAAUGUUUUAAGUAACACAAGUCAAGGGGGGGAGAUAUUAAUAUGUAUUUAUUUAUUUUUAAUUUUUACGGACAGUGUCCAAUUUACAAUAGUUUAAUAGUAAUUACAACAACAAUAAUAUUGUUGUGAUAAAGAAAUGUUAAUAUUUUUUUAAUUAUAAGUACCUAUGUUCUAUACAAUAAUAAGUUCAACGAGAAAAAAAAAGAAUAAACACAAAAAAGAAAUUAAUUAUUUGAAUAAAUCACUUAAAUAGAUUAUUAAUUAAUUGAUUGUUACCAGCACGAAUUAAGAUAUACAGGAUAUACAACGAGACCCUGUUAUCAGCAAACUAUUGAUUCCAACGGUUUUUUUUAUCAUAGAGUAAUAUAGAGAAGCCGUUACAUAAUAUAUCCCCCGUGUUGUAGUAGUGAAGCCAAAUGUUUAGUUGUUGACCCCUAUCGAGAGUCCAUUUGCUCUUUACUUGUCCACUAUAUCGCAUAGUUAUCGACAAAUUGAUGCUAUGUAUUUGUUAUUAAUAUUACAAAUAAGAUCAAUAGUGAAGUUCAAUACUUAGUGUCUUAGUCAGCAUAUUGUUUAACUACUUGGCAGGACGGAC
Messenger RNA from Cinara cedri, 8333 nucleotides. The record is from the annotation of a GenBank genome assembly. Lineage: Eukaryota; Metazoa; Arthropoda; Insecta; Hemiptera; Aphididae.